Messenger RNA from Boleophthalmus pectinirostris (great blue-spotted mudskipper), 2457 nucleotides. It is a transcript of the gene plk1, whose product is annotated as polo-like kinase 1 (Drosophila). Gene Ontology annotation, molecular function: protein serine/threonine kinase activity; protein binding; ATP binding. Gene Ontology annotation, cellular component: cytoplasm; nucleus; centrosome. Lineage: Eukaryota; Metazoa; Chordata; Actinopteri; Gobiiformes; Gobiidae. Gene Ontology annotation, biological process: mitotic cell cycle; regulation of cytokinesis; protein phosphorylation. The record is from RefSeq and is a predicted model, not a curated record.
AGCGUGCGCGGAACCACACAGGCAGCAUUUUAAACUUGUGCUGGAGACUGUUGUCAAAGGACGAGGUAACGCUGCGGGUGCACACGCCUGGAGAGGCUAGAAAAUACAAGUUUUAAUGUUAGCAGGAGAGUUUUAGAGUUAGAUUAGUUUUUAUUCGUGUUUGGAUGUGAUUUCAUGUUUUUUAGUUGGCGUAUAUGAGGACUUCGGAAACGACUUUCGGCUAUUACGCGUUGCUUGGUAAGGGUCUGAGUCAGGCUGAACGCGCAUUCACCACGUAAUCUGAGAUAAGAUAGGGUUUUAAAGUUUUAAUUAUUAGUAAAAAGGAGUAAAAAGGGUAGUUUCGAGAUGAGUGCAGGCGUCGCGAAGCCCAGUUCAGCAGCCGCACAUGGCGACCCUAAAUCGGCUCCGCUCAAAGAGAUCCCCGACAUCCUGGUGGACUCCCGGACCAUGCGCCGCUAUUCCAGAGGCCGCUUCCUGGGCAAGGGAGGCUUCGCCAAGUGCUUCGAGAUCACGGACCUGGAGAGCAAGCAGGUGUUCGCCGGCAAGAUCGUGCCCAAAGCCCUGAUCCUGAAGCAGCACCAGCGGGAGAAGAUGAGCUCCGAGAUCGCCAUCCACAAAAGCCUGAGCCAUCCAAACGUGGUGGGCUUCCAUGGGUUCUUCGAGGAUGACGACUUCGUGUUCGUGGUGCUGGAGCUGUGCAGGAGACGGUCCCUGCUGGAGCUACACAAGCGCCGCAAGGCCGUGACGGAACCUGAGGCCAGAUACUUCAUGAUGCAGCUGCUGAAGGGAUGCCAGUACCUCCACAACAACCGCAUCAUCCACAGAGACCUCAAGCUCGGAAACAUUUUCCUCAACGAUGACAUGGACCUCAAGAUCGGGGACUUCGGACUGGCCACAAAGAUCGAGUUUGACGGUGAGAGGAAGAAGACUCUGUGUGGAACCCCAAACUACAUCGCUCCUGAAGUGCUGUGUAAGAAGGGCCACAGCUACGAGGUGGACGUGUGGUCACUAGGCUGCAUACUGUACACGCUGCUGGUGGGCAAGCCUCCAUUUGAGACGUCCUGUUUGAAGGAGACCUACAACCGCAUCAAGAAGAACAACUAUACCAUCCCCUGGCACAUCAACCCUGCGGCCUCGUCCCUGAUCAAACGCAUGCUGCACGCAGACCCCUCCCAGAGGCCCACCGUCACAGAGCUGCUCACAGACGACUUCAUGGUGUCCGGGUACUUGCCCAUGCGCCUGCCCACCACCUGUCUCACUGUGCCCCCCCGCUUCUCCAUCGCCCCCUCCACCGUGCCCGAGCUGCAGAGCCAGAGACGCCCGCUCACCGCCAUCAACAACAAAGCAGGGACGGAGAAAGUGGAGGUGAAAGAGGAGCAGCCCCAAAAAGAGUCAGACCAGGACUCACACCUGAGGGACCUGCUGCAGCAGAUCAUCGGCCUGAUGUCCACCAAGCCUUCAGACAGGGCCAACAUCAAACAAGAGGAGGCUGAGGACCCCGCCUGCAUCCCCAUCUUCUGGAUCAGUAAAUGGGUGGACUACUCUGAUAAAUAUGGUCUGGGUUAUCAGCUGUGUGACAACAGUGUGGGCGUGCUGUUUAAUGACUACACUCGUCUGAUCAUGUACGCCGACGGAGACAGUCUGCAGUACAUUGACAAGACCGCGGCUGAGUCCUUCCUCAGCGUGCGCUCCUACCCACAGGCUUUAAACAAAAAGAUUACACUGCUGAAAUACUUCAGGAACUACAUGAGCGAGCACCUUUUGAAGACUGGAGCCAACAUGGCGCGGCGGGAAGGCGAUGAGCUCGCCCGGAUGCCCUACCUGUCCCUGUGGUUCAGAACGAAGAGCGCCAUCGUCCUGCACCUUACCAACGGCACCGUACAGAUCAACUUCUUCCAGGACCACACCAAGAUCAUCCUGUGCCCGCUGAUGGGCGCCGUCACGUACAUCGAUGAGAAGAAGGACUUCCGCACGUACAAGAUGUCCCUCCUGGAGGAGUACGGCUGCUGCAAGGAGUUGGCCAGCCGCAUUCGCUACGCUAAGUUAAUGGUGGAGAAACUAAUUGACAGCAAACCGUCGGCCGCCGCGCAGUAAACCCCGCCCCCUCAGUUUUAACGCACAGAGCUCCCACCUGUACAGUUUAGAUUAGGGACGCUCUGCUUUUAUAUUGUUGAAGUGAAUUUCUAUAUUUAAUUUGUACUGGCGCCCUCUUGUGUUCAUGUGUGUUGUCGCCACGGUGUUCACAGGGAGUUUCACCCACUGAUUUUUAUGCCAAAUGUUUGAUGAAACACUUCUCCCGUUUUUGUGUCCGUCUGUAGACCUUUUCUGUCUUAUGUCCAUUCUCUGUGAUAGUUUUCCAUGUCUUCUCAGCACUGUACAGCUCUGUACAUACUUCUGGAUCCACACCCACAUGUAAAGAUGUCCGUCAAGUUUAAAUAAAGUUUCUACCAGACAUCA